AUGUACAGAUUCAACUUGUCGGCACCAGGAACAGUGUACUUAGUUGGAGAACACGUAAUGGGAUAUAAUAAAACUUGCGUAGCAGCCAGUUUAAACAAGCGUACCAAAGUGAUGUUCAUAUCAAUACCUCUAGAAUUACAGUCACCGAAAAUUAUUGAAAUAGAAUUUUCCAGCAUCGGUUUAUGCGUAACGAUACCUUUAGAUAAAUUUAGAUCAUUCUUCGAAAUGGAUAAUUCAGCUUGUACUUUUACUGAUAAUGAGUUCCAUAAAAAAAUAGAAACUUUUAUCAACAUCAUACAGAAGACAAACUUAAGCACACUUGAGCCGAGAAAUAAAGUACACCAAGCAAGCUUACAAGCGUUCCUUUAUCUCUUGGUUGAUAUUAGCCGUAAGGAACAAAUUGAUGUUACACCAUUUGCAAUAAAAGUAGUGACAGAAAUGAUGAUGGGACAUGGUUUGGGCAGCUCCGCGUCAUUUGUCGUGUGUCUCGCGACGUGUUUUUCCCACUGGUCUCAAUUGCAAAAAGGAUUUUCUUUUCAAGAUAAGCUUGAUAAAGAAAAAAUUGCGGAAUACGCUUCCAAGUGCGAUUCGGUUAUAUUCAAUUCUCAGAAUACAAUCGAAAGUAAUGUAUCCGUGUAUGGCUCAGUAACAAUAUUCGAUGGAAUAUUACAAAAUCAGGCAUUCACUUAUCCACCCAUACGGAUUUUAUUAGUCUUUUCGAAAGUUAGCAAAAAAUUUACCUAA
Messenger RNA from Pogonomyrmex barbatus (red harvester ant), 744 nucleotides. RefSeq names its product mevalonate kinase-like. NCBI's taxonomy places the organism in Eukaryota, Metazoa, Arthropoda, Insecta, Hymenoptera, Formicidae. The record is from RefSeq and is a predicted model, not a curated record.